AUGGACUACACAAGAUUCUUGAACCCAGUGGCUCGCAGAUAUCAAGGAUCCUUACUGCGGAGAAUGUACAAGGAGGAGAGGGACGCGAUCUACAUGAGUGGCGGGGUGCCCAAUCCCGUGGCCUUCCCUCUCCAGAGUGCCUCCUUCAAUCUGAUUGGCGGUGGCAGCAUCACUUUGGAUCCCAAACUCAUCACGGAUGCCCAACAAUACGGCCAUUCCAACGGGUACGACCCGUUGGUGAAGCAGCUAAAGUCACUCAUCCAUAGGAUACACUCUCCUCCUUGCUGGGAGAACACGGAUCUCCUGGUGACUCCUGGUGGUCAGAACGGACUGGCUACCUUCAUUGAGAUGAUGACCUGCCCCGGUGAUUACGUUAUCGCCCAAAAUCCCGUCUACAGUGGCGUAAUUUCUUUGUUUCAGCCAUACCUCCCGAAGUGGCUGACUGUUGAGAGCGACAAUGAUGGCAUGAUUCCCGACUCCCUGAGAAGUGCUCUCUCUCGCUGGAAGCCGGAAGAUAUGUACCACAACGAUGAUGGAUUACCAAAGUUGCUCUACAUAACGCCAACUGGCUCCAACCCGACCGGUACUGUGGUCAGCGAGACGAGAAGAAGAGAAAUCUACGCCAUUGCCUGCCAGUACAACCUGCUUAUUCUCGAGGACGACCCUUACUACUUCUUAAACUUUGCUGAUGAUCAGGUGGCGCCACCCUCGUACCUGAGCUUGGACACGGAGGGACGCGUGGUGCGCUUCGACUCCAUGUCCAAGAUCCUGGGGCCUGGCUACCGUGUGGGGUACGUCACGGGCCCCAACUUCCUCGUCGACAAACUCCUCAACCAUCAGCAGACCUCCACCUUCCAUGCCUCUGUCUUAGCCCAGGUGGUGUUGAGCGAGGUGCUGAGGACAUGGGGAGAGGAAGGGUUUCUUGCUCACGGCCAGAGAACGAUGAAGUUUUACCGUGCCCAGAGGGACGUUAUUCUCAAGGCGGUCGAGAAGCACCUCAAGGAUUUAUGUGAAUGGGAGGUGCCGAAGGGCGGCAUGUUUCUAUGGGUCAAGGUGAAGGGCGUCUCAGACACGACAGAGAUGACCUUCAAGCGCGCUCUGGCCAGACAGGUCUCCGUGAUGCCUGGGUCGGCCUUUAUGGCUGACCGUACCAAGCCUUGUCCCUACAUCAGGAUCUCUUUCUCGUCUGCUACGCACCAGGAACUGGAAGAGGGGGUUCGGAGACUCGCUCUGGCCAUUAGAGACGAGCUGAAACUACAGAGCACUGACGAGCAGGGAAAACAGCAGUAAAGCCAAGUUCAAGUAUGUUUAUUGAGACAAGAAAGAAAUGCAUCUCAAAGGGAUAGAGUAGCUUAGGCUAUUUCUACCCCCCACCCUCCAUUAGCAGUAAAGCCACUUCUGGUUCCUCCCAACUCGUUCUUCGGGAUGUGCUCGUUCCAACUCCAGCCCAUCACAAGGAAUCAAUGGUUAUGUUUUUACGGAAUCGACAAAGACUGUUUCCUCAAACAUAAAUGAAUAUAUCAGAGUUUAGUAUAUAGUCGGGACUAUGAUUAGGUGUUUUGAUUCCGUUGGUAAUUAUUUUGUCCUCAGGCUAUGUUCAUUCCAUCCAGCGGCCGAUCCCAAGGACAUAUUCAUCAACUUUAACAUGCUGUUCAUGCAAAUUAAAAAAUUUCCCACAUAUAAAUUUGUAUUAUUAUAUAAUGGAAAAUUGUGUAUGUUUAAGUUAAGUUAGGAGUUUAGGGUCUGUUGGCAAUUAAUUGUAUUUGUAAUACGUGGUUGAUGCAUUUACCAACCCGUCCUCAGACCAAGUCAAUUCCAUCCAGUGGUCGACCCCAAAACCCAAUCAUCAAUUUGAACAUGUUGUU
Procambarus clarkii (red swamp crayfish) is the source of this 1865-nucleotide messenger RNA. Its product is annotated as kynurenine/alpha-aminoadipate aminotransferase, mitochondrial. The record is from RefSeq and is a predicted model, not a curated record. Gene Ontology annotation, biological process: biosynthetic process. Gene Ontology annotation, molecular function: L-kynurenine:2-oxoglutarate transaminase activity; pyridoxal phosphate binding. Lineage: Eukaryota; Metazoa; Arthropoda; Malacostraca; Decapoda; Cambaridae.